GGUGCAGGGUGUGCAAUAAUAGAAUUGGUCGACGUUCAGCCAUUCAGAGGAAUUUGCCGAAACUUUGAAUAGAAAUAUAUCGCGCAAUAAUAUGAACUGUGAUCGAACAACAUAAAUUGUUGGUACCAGGUAUGUCUUCAAUUUUGCUUAUAAAUUCGCACUCUAUCAGUCAGGUUUGUGCAGGCUGAAAUUUGGAGGAGAGAUUUUUAGUUGGGAGUAUUGGAAUUGCAUUAAUGGAGGACACAAUGGCUAGAGAAAUCAAAGUGCGUGUGGUUUGGAGGGGCAAGACCUUGGAAUUAACAGAGAAAGCAGGAUGCACUGUAGGGGAAUUAGGUGUGAAACUGAAGGAAUUGACCAAUGUUAAACCCGAAACCAUGCGACUGCUUGUUCCCCAGAGCAAACAGUCGGGUUCGGUAUCUCUUGUUCCUUUCUCAGAUAACCAUGGAAAUGUGCGUCUGGCAGAAACGGGUAUUACUGAGGGUCGAACUGUUAGAAUGAUGGGGGUGUUUUCAGCAGAAGUUGAGGAGGUUUCUCACUCUACAAAGUCUGAUCAGAGGAUAGUUGGUUUUUCUGAGGAGGAGAGGAAAGCAAAGCAACUCAGGGCAAAUGCACACGGGGUUCCUCGGAAGUUGCCUCCAGGGCCUUACAUUUUCAGCAGCUUUCGUACCCUUCAGCUUCCUGGGAUUGAGUUAAACCCUCCUGCAGCGAAGGCACUAGCAAUCAUGCAUACACUUGCCAGUGAUCCAGGCAUAGUUGCUAUCAUGAAUAAGCAUCAUUGGCAUGUAGGAAUCAUGACAGAGAUGGCACCAGAGGGGUACGUAGGGAUCAGUCCUAAAUGUAUUCUAGGAUUUAACAAGAAUCAUGGAGAGGAAAUAUCAUUACGGCUAAGAACAGAUGAUCUUAAGGGCUUCAGGAAGUAUGAGAGCAUUAAAAAAACUUUACUGCAUGAACUUGCUCAUAUGGUGCACUCAGAACAUGAUGCAAACUUCCAUGCUUUAGAUAAACAGUUGAAUGAAGAAGCUAUUGCAUUGGAUUGGACAAAAUCACGUAGCAGGACACUGAAUGGAUCGAGGAAGACAUAUGAUACAGACGAGUUCGAUUCUUUUGAUGAGACAUAUAAUAUUCAUAAGCUUGGAGGAAAUCCUUUGCAUGUAUUUGUAGAAGCUCGUGGUUCUGCAGUAGCUGCAGCACUUAGUCGUGUUAGAAAUUCUAAUGUGAUUGGGGUUGAUGUAGCUUAUUCAGAACCAGAUCCAGAUGAUAGAGAGUCAAAUGAUUGCAUAAUGCAGAACCUUGAUGCUGAUCAGAAAAUGUGGGAAGAACCCGAUCCAGAUAGUUCGCAAGAUUGUGUCAAUAUUGUUCAAUCUGAAACCAUUGUUGAACCUGAUCCUGAUGACUGUUUAGAUGAUCAUGCUAUGGUUGGAUCUGAUCUCAAUGACUGUCUAGAAAUUGAUGUGAGGGAAGAGCCAGAUCUGGAUGACUGCCUAGAAGUUGAUGCCAUGACUGAACAUGAUCCUGCCAAUUAUUGGAAAAGUGAAAUUAUGGCCAAACCAGAUCCUGAUGACCAUGUGAUAGGUGAAACUAUGGCCGAACCUGAUCCUGAUCAGCUGAAAAGUGAAAUUAUGGUUGAACCUGAGCCUGAUGACCACAUGAAAAGUGAAACUAAGGCUGAACCUGAUCCUGAUGACCACAUUAAAAGUGAAACUAUGGCUGAACCUGAUCCUGAUGACCAUCUGAAAAGUGAAAUUAUGGCUGAACCUGAUCCUGAUGACCACAUGGAAAGUGAAACAAUGGCUGAACCUGAUCCUGAUGACCAUUUGAAAAAUGAAAUUAUGGCCGAACCUGAUCCUGAUGAUGACCACAUGAAAAGUGAAACUAUGGCUGGACCCAAUCCUGAUGAUCAUGGGCAAAGUGAAACUAUAGCGGAACCUGAUCCUGAUGAUUGUCAACAAAGUAAAACUAUGGCUGAACCUGAUCCUGAUGAUUGUCAAGAAAGUAAAACUCUGGCCGAACCUGAUCCUGAUGACUCUCAAAAAAGUGAAACUAUGGCUGAACCUGAUCCUGAUGAUUGCCAGCAGGGCCCUCCUGGUAGUAUACUGAAAACUGUUGUUGAACCUGAUCCUAAUGAUUGCCAAAAAAGUAAAACUAGAACUGAACCAGACCCAGAUGAUUCAGUCAAAAACAAUUUGCAUGAGAGUUCUCCUAUUGAAAUGCGUCAUGAAAAUAUUGACUCUAGCCCAACCAUAACUGUUGGAAUUGACAGUGCAGAUUUGAGAUUAAUUGAAGAAUCCACAUCUGCUACAUGUGUGCGUCUUCAAGAAGCCAUACAAAGGCUUAAAAACCAGGUGUCACCUCUUGAGUUUUCUUCUGUAAUCCGGACAUUGUUCACAAUUCUAAGGAAUAUAAUGGAACAUCCAAAUGAAGCAAAAUUCAAACGCUUGCGCAAGGCCAAUCCCACCUUUCAGCGAAGCAUUCUGAAAUAUGAAGCUGCUCUGGAAGUGCUACUGGCUGUGGGAUUUUCUGAGGAUAAAAUAUCUAAUGAGCUUGGAGCAAUGGAAGCUUGGUUGGUUUUGAAAAGGAACGAUCCUGGAUUGUUGUGGCUUGCGAGGUCCUCUUUGGAGAUCUGCAGUGCAUGAUAUGAUAUAACUGGCACUUCAUAUUAGAAGUCUCAGUUCUAAAAAUGAUUAGCAUCUGUAGUUUUCAGAAAGAAUGAUUCUUAGCCGUUGUGGCUUUACCUGUUCCUCUUUGGAGGUCUGGACUGAAUGAUAGAAUAUUAUUAUCUCUGUAAUGUAAGUCUCAGUUGUCAGGAAAAACUGUGUAAGUAGAGAUUUAGAUGACCAUCUUUACAUUUUCCAGACACAACUUAAGAUUUACAGAAAUACAUACUCUCAGAUGAACAGAUACCAUGAGACAACCAGGGAUCUAGAUUAGCAUCUGUAGUUUUCAGGAAGAAUGAUUCUUAGCUGUUGUGGCUUUACCUGUUCCUCUUUGGAGGUCUGGACUGAAUGAUAGAAUAUUAUUAUCUCUGUAAUAUAAGUCUCAGUUAUCAGGAAAAACUGUGUAAGUAGAGAUUUAGAUGACCAUCUUUACAUUUUCCAGACACAUAAUUUAAGAUUUAUAGAAAUA
Messenger RNA from Cryptomeria japonica (Japanese cedar), 3123 nucleotides. RefSeq lists its product as uncharacterized. NCBI's taxonomy places the organism in Eukaryota, Viridiplantae, Streptophyta, Pinopsida, Cupressales, Cupressaceae. The transcript is spliced from 11 exons. The coding region runs from base 234 to 2633 and encodes 799 amino acids. The record is from RefSeq and is a predicted model, not a curated record.